UUCAAGUCACAUAAAACCAAAGACUCUCCAAAGCAUUAGUUUUGACGGACAGUAAGCUCGUUGCUAAGGRAAGUUAGAGUUCAGCUACCUUCGCGACGAUGUGGUUCUACUUUAUCGCUCAUUGUGCCUAUCACUUCGUUAGAUGGUUUCCAAAGGCCAAUCGAAAAGCUGUGAGAAUUGUGGUUGUUCUUUUCUCUCUGGUUUUUCUUUUUCCACAAGUUUAUAUUGCUUUCUUUAUUGAACGGAGCAAGCGCUACUGUGACCAGCCCUUAUUGAACAUCAGUGUCUCCUGCAUUGUCUUUACAUUUGCAAUGAUUGCAUUUUCCUUCUUGUUUGCUAUGAUGGAACCUGUUCCUUGGCAGUUGAAAAUUGCUUUUCACUUCUUUGGAUUUGGUUCUUUAUUGAUGGGACUUGUGCUAUUUGCCUCAUCAUUGGAUGUUAUAGACUGUCCUAAAUAUGUCCCAGAAUUGUACUACCUUUGUCUGUCCUUUGGCAUUUUUGCAAUCUUAUCAGCAGGUUUCAUCAUCAUAAUGCUGCCAUUUUGGCUGGUGAAUUACCUCUGGCCAGAUUCUGUGUUAAAUAGAAGAGAAAGGAGAGGUGUAUGUUAUGAACCUGUUAAAUGCUGUACUUGCUUGUGGCACAUUUAGCUUGAUCAUCUUGGUGUAAAUAUGUUGUACAUAGUGAUUUCAAAAUUAUAUCAACCUGGACCCAGCAAUACUUAAAUUCAAGUUUAAUUGCAGUGCACCAUCAUCACAAAUAAAAGAAAAAAUGUUCAAUCAGUUCAAUACUGGCAUCACAUCAUACAUAAUUAAAGACUUUGUGAAUUACAGAAUGAAAUUUGGGACUACUAGGUUCCUUGUCACUUAAUUAGUUGUGCAAAUAUUUUACAUUAUAGUCUUUGUAAUUAUUAUUUAAUGUAAAUAAAGUAUUGUUGUUUACUAUCAGA
Exaiptasia diaphana is the source of this 946-nucleotide messenger RNA. RefSeq lists its product as uncharacterized. The record is from RefSeq and is a predicted model, not a curated record. The coding region runs from base 99 to 647 and encodes 182 amino acids. NCBI's taxonomy places the organism in Eukaryota, Metazoa, Cnidaria, Anthozoa, Actiniaria, Aiptasiidae. The transcript is spliced from 6 exons.